Lutzomyia longipalpis is the source of this 4581-nucleotide messenger RNA. RefSeq lists its product as uncharacterized. The record is from RefSeq and is a predicted model, not a curated record. NCBI's taxonomy places the organism in Eukaryota, Metazoa, Arthropoda, Insecta, Diptera, Psychodidae. Gene Ontology annotation, cellular component: ribonucleoprotein complex; nucleoplasm. Gene Ontology annotation, biological process: regulation of RNA splicing. The transcript has 4 exons. Gene Ontology annotation, molecular function: RNA binding. The coding region runs from base 278 to 3757 and encodes 1159 amino acids.
AAUUAAGCUGUCAAAAUAGAGAAGUUCCAGCCAUUUUGUUUUUGCAAAAAGUGUCCGCAGGAAAAAAAUCAUAAAGACAGGAAAAUUAUAGGAAAAUACUGCAAAAAAGCGAAAAAACCUAUCAAAGAAUGAUUCAUUGCGUUGUGGUGUUUGAGAAAAAGUAGUUUUUCGUCGCGGACAUUUUGAAGAAGAAAAAUCAUCAAGGAGAAAAUUUUAAAGAGAAAAAAAGAGACAUAAAAAGUGAAACAAAGAAAGAAAAUUGAGAGAGAUAUAAAAAAUGAGUGUGAUAAUUCGACUGCAGAAUUUGCCAUGGUCAGCAAAUGCCCUGGAUAUUCGGGCAUUUUUUAAGGGGCUCUCCAUCCUCGAUGGCGGUGUCAACAUUGUUGGUGGUGAAAUGGGGGAUGCUUUUAUUGCCUUCAGCACCGACGAGGAUGCACGUCAGGCUCUCAUGAUGACUGGAGGGAAGAUUAAGGAGGUGGGUGUUCAGCUUUUUCUCUCAUCACGUGCUGAAAUGCAGAAGGUGAUUGAAACUGCGCGUCAACAAACAACUGCGGCCUUUGCUCAAGUUGCUCCAACCCCUCCACCGCCGGUCAUUACGCCCAUAGCUCCUGUUGUUACGACCAUUGUAGCCACAACACCCGUUAUUGAGACACCCCCUGUUGUGGCGACUCCAAUUGGAGCUGCUGCAGCUAUUGCAUCUCCACUGUCGAAUCUCCUCACGCGGCAGAUGUUGGAGCAGAAAUUUCAGCAGCAGGAACAGGAGAAGCUUCAGCAGCAGCUCGAGCAGCAAUUGUUGGAGCACAAGAAGGCCCUGUUGCAGCAGCAGCUCGAGAAGCAGGGGGGUUUCAAUAUGGAAUUGGGGAAAUCUAUUCUCAUGGGGGAACAGUUUACACAACAGUUGUCGCUGCAGCAGCAACAGCAACUACUGCAGCAGAGAUUUCAGCAGCAGGGUGGUCAGGAGAAGCCGUUGCCGCAGUUGAUGCAGCAACAUGUUCGGGAUCCCAGGCGAUCUAUUGAGAAGAAUGACAAACUCGGGGGCCUGAGCGACAGGGAUAAGGAUAGAGAUCGUCGCGGACGCGAUAGGAAGUCACGAUCGCGAUCUCGCGAUCGCCGACGAUCACGUUCGAGAGAUCGCAGCAGUAGGAGAAGGCGCGAAAGGAGUCGCUCUCGUGAUCGACGUGAUCGUGAUCGUGAUCGUCGUCGACGCGAUCGUCGAACAAAUUCACGCGAAAGGAGUCAUGAUCGUGAUAGAUCUAGCAAGGAGAGUGAUCGUGAGAGAAAUAAGGAUCGCCCACGCGAUGAGGGGGGUGCAAAGGAUUUGGCAUUAAAAGCCAAUCAGGGUGUUUUUGCAUCUGGCAUUUGGGAUAUUCCACCAAAUAUUCAAAAUACAACAACGCAACCCCUUACACUUCAGCCCACUGUGGACAUAUCCAAUGCAGCAUCGGCGUCAUCCCUUAGUCCAGAGGAAAGAACGAAUUUGCUGAAGUUGAGUGAGAAGAGGGAUCUCAAUGCAUUUCAAGGUGGGAAUUCAUGGAAUAAUUCUGCUGGCUAUUCAACGGGCAAUUCAAAUGCAAGUAGUAGAGGGAGUGGUCAAAUGGAUACGGGGUUGUGUGUUAGAAUUUCCGGCAUGGAACUCAUUACGGGUUAUGGGGAAAUCCGGAGAUUCUUUCAAGGACUCGCAAUUAAUAGUAGCGGCAUUAAAAUGAUCAAUGACACCAAUGGCAAACGAAUUGGUGAGGCUUGUGUUGAAUUCAUACGUCCCGAUUAUCGGCGGUAUGCUCUUAUGCGUGAUGGAAUGAUGCUGAAGGAGAAAAAGGUUCACGUGGUUGCAAUAACACAGGAAGAAUUUGAUAAAGAAAUUGAUUCGUACCGUCCACUUUUCAUGCAGAGAGGGAGAAAUAAUCAAGAACCAUUUGAGGUUGAGGAUGAUAAUUCACGCGAAAAGGUGCAAAGUGAUGCGGAUGAACCAACGCGUUGCCUAAAGAUGACCAAUUUACCGGCUUAUGCUACGCAGCAGGAUAUUAAGAAGAUGUAUGCGAAUUUCUCAAUUGAUGAAAUUGUUCUUGUGCAGGAGAAUUCACGCGUUUGUACGGCCUAUGUGCGAUUCUUCCGGAGCAAUGAUGCAAAAAUGGCAUUCAAUUUACCAAGUGGAAGUUUGCUGUAUCGCAAUUUGGACAUUAGUUUGUGCGAAGAAGAGAAAUUCAAUCGAAUGAUGAUGUAUCAUGCGGGUGGAAUACGUGAUUCUGUGCGCUCGGAGAGGGAGGAGCGCAGUGAUGGAGAUCGCUAUGACAGGGGACAUUAUGGUGGGCGGCAGUACAGUACGGAAGAUAGAGGUGGGCAGUUUGAUAGUCAUCGCGAUAGGGGGAAUUAUGACGGGCAACGCGAUAGGAAGCAGUAUGACAGUGAUGGACGAAGUAGUGAUGGGCAACAGCAGCAUAGUAGGAGUCAAUUCCGGGCACGUGGUCGGUCGAGAUUUGAUAAUCCGGACAGGAAACAAUUUGAGAGUAAACAAUAUGAGAGUCAUACAAUUGAGGAUAAUGAUGAGAGCAAGUGUGAGAGGGCAGAUGAAGGAAAUAAAGAAAAUUCUGAUAGUGAAUCAGCAUAUAAUCCCGAACAGGAUAUCACCAAUACCACAGCCCUGGGAAGUGAACGGAAAGACAACAAAGGGGAGGCGGAGAAGCAAAAUGAUUCCGUUGAAAGUGAAAAUGUUCUGCAAAUAGAUGAAGAUAGUCACAAUGAAGAAGUUUACAAAAUUGAUGAUGAUGAUUGCAUUCCAGCUGAAGUGGAAGUUUCCAUGGAUAUUGUGUCCCAGGAGAGCAAUGAAGAGUGUACGAAUGUGUUCAAGAAACACGAAGAUCCUCGCCUUUCCCGGGGAACACUCAAUGAUAGCAUUCAAUUGUCCUUCAAUCAGAGUUCUCUCGAUCCGAGACUCAAUCGUGCUGCCGCACAGGAGAAUCGUGAUCCACGUUUGGGGAAUAGGAAGAAAACUGAUUGUGUUGUCAUAUCGAAUCUUGAGCUAAAGAUAACAGAUAGGGAUGUUGUGGACUUCUUCUCAGACGUUGGAUUGAUUCCCCUUCGUGUUCAUAUGCUCCUCAAUACAGUGGGUCAACCGUCAGGGGAUUGUUUUGUCGAGUUCUCCAAUCCGGAGGAUGCAGAGAAGGCUCUUGUGAAGAAUAGGCAACAUCUUGGGCAGAAUACGGUGACUGUGGAGACCAUUGCGAGGGAGAAAGUUGAGGAGAUUCUCAAUUCAUUCGAUGAACCCUCACCGGCAUUUGAGGUGGAUUCCCCGGAUGAUAUGACACCUCCACCACCAACGCCACCAUUUGGGAUGCGUGGCAGCAAUUUUGGGAUGCAACAACCACCGAAUCUUAUGCGAAUGCGAGGACCCUUCCCGCCGCGGCUCAUGGGACCCAAUGGGCCAGCUGGUCCAAUGGGGCCACCAUUUGGCGGUGUAAGACCACCUUUUGGCGCAAUACGUAUGAAUGGCAAUGGGAUGAUGAAUUUAAUGCCAAAGGGGUGCAUUGUAGCAGCUGAAAAUCUUCCCUAUCGCGCCACGUACGAUGAUAUCCUCGAAUUCUUCAGGGGCUUCGAUCUAACACCCACGGACAUCAUGAGGCGCUUCAAUGAUAAAGGCCAAGCAACGGGCGAUGCGAGGAUACGUUUUGUCAAUCCUGGCGAAGCUAUGCGGGCAGUUGAGACGCGCAAUCAAAUGCGAAUGAUGGGGCGACCUGUUUACCUCAAUCUUCUUGAUAAUUAAGUGAAUCUUUUUACGAAUUAAUUUUAUAGUUUUUUUGUGCAAAGGGAUGUGUUAAUGGAUUGUGUUGAAAAGAAGGAAGAUGAGGACCUAAAAAAUGGUGGAAUAUUUUGUGUUUUAGCAAAAACAAGGAGCCUAAAAGAACAAUAAUUGAGAUGUAUUCCGGGAGAGUAUAUCAAUGUAAGGAAUCUUUAGUUUAUUUAUGUUCUAAAUUGCCAUCAUUUUCUUAGGAAUCUUCUUGUUUUAAUUUUUUUCUUUUUGAAGAGAAUUCAUUUGAAUAAAAAUCGUUGAGAAAUAAAAUAUUUUGAGUGAAAGAUAUUUUUUACAAAACUCUUAGGGAAUUAGGUAUAAGGAGAAAGGACUAAGACACCAAGAGAAUAGAACUUGAAAUAAAAACAACUUGUUAUGUCCUUUAAAAUCUUUAAGGGAAUUUUUAUCAAAGAAUUAUUUAAAAAAAAAUCUGCUAAAGUAUUUAAUAAUUUUUAAAUAAAAGAACAUUAUUUUACAAUUUAUAUGAUAAAACUUUUCAGCAGCCAGUUUACGACAUGUAAUAAAUUCGCAAUCAUUUAACAAAUAGGUUUCAUUACAUACAAACUUUUUGCUUCCUUUGCACAAUGUCUUUAGAAUUUUUGUCCAUUAAACAAACAUUUAGGGAAAAUGGGGAAAAUGAUGGCAGUUAGAUGCAGAGAAAUUCUUAAAAUUUAUUACAUGGUGUAAUUAAAUAUAAAAUAAGAUCUUAGUUCCACACUAUAUACCUACAUACAUUAUAUAAUCUUCUGUGUAGAAUUUUAACAGUUGGCAAGAUGAAGAAUUUUCAACUUAAUGAA